AUGAGCAGCGGGGGGCGCCAAGCAGCAGUGGCGCCAGGCAGCAGCGACGCACGGGGCAGCAGUGCACGGCAGCGACGCACGGGCAGCGGCGGUGCCAGGAAGCAGCAGCACACGGGGCAGCGGCGGCGCGCGGGGCAGCGACCGCGCCUGAGCCGCGAUGGUGCAAGGCAGCAGGGGCGCACCGGGCAGCGGAGGCGCACGGGGCAGCGGUGGCACAUGGGGCAGCAGCGCGGCAACGCCAGGCAGCAACGGCGCACGAGGCAGGGGCAGCACGCGAGCAGCGGUGGUGGCGCACGCGAGGAAAUGAUAGCGCGUAUGGCAGCGGAGGUGGCGGUGUGGAUGGGGCUUGCGGGCGUGCUGGCGGGGCUGGUGGCGUGGAGGGUGCAGAAGGGCUUCGACGACAAUCGCAAGGCGGAGCUCGACACCUGGUUCGCCGGUCGCACGCGCCCGCUGCAGCAGCAGUUCAUGUCCGCGGCCGACCACUUUAAGGCGCCCCCUGUGACACCAUCACCCUCUGCCACCAUCACCCUGUGA
Messenger RNA from Closterium sp. NIES-65, 534 nucleotides. The record is from the annotation of a GenBank genome assembly. NCBI's taxonomy places the organism in Eukaryota, Viridiplantae, Streptophyta, Zygnematophyceae, Desmidiales, Closteriaceae.